Messenger RNA from Lathyrus oleraceus (garden pea), 1249 nucleotides. RefSeq lists its product as uncharacterized. Gene Ontology annotation, cellular component: nucleus; 90S preribosome. The transcript has 4 exons. Lineage: Eukaryota; Viridiplantae; Streptophyta; Magnoliopsida; Fabales; Fabaceae. The record is from RefSeq and is a predicted model, not a curated record. The coding region runs from base 71 to 832 and encodes 253 amino acids.
CCAACCCAAUCCAAGAGAAGACAUUGAUAGUGUUAGGGCAACGCAACAGUAACCGAGAAAGAAGAAAAAAAUGGCGAGCGAGAAAAAGAAGGUAAAGCGAAAAGGAAGUGAUGAAAACGACGACGAUAGAACCAAAAAGAAAAACAAAACGACGGAACCAAAUGUAGAGCCACUUCGUUUCUUCGUGGAUCAGUUUCAAGCUUCCAACGGUUUCCACCUCUCUUCCAUCGAACUCGAAUCCCUGAAAGAUACAACCAUUUUGAAGCUAUCGAAUUCCCAAACCACAGAUACUGAUUUAGAUGUGAAAUUCAUGGCGGGUGAUGUUAAAGCUUCGUUUGGUGAUUCAUGGAGAAAGGUUCUCUGUGAAAGUGAAGUUGUGGAAGGAAAAAUCUCUGCUGGUAGUCCUUCUGUUCUUGUUGUCUCUUACUCUGCUUUGAGAUCUAUUCACCUUUUGAAAGGGUUUCGCUCCGUUACGAAACAAUGUAGUUCUGUUAAGCUGUUUUCUAAGCAUAUCAAACUUCAAGAACAGAUUUCUUUGUUGAAAAACCGUGUUAACAUUGCUAGCGGCACGCCAAGCAGGAUUAAGAAGCUCAUUGAUAUUGAGGCAUUGGGCCUUUCAAGGUUAAAAGUACUUGUGCUUGAUAUUCAUCCUGAUGUAAAGGGUUUUUCCUUGUUUACCCUUCCACAAGUCAGAGAUGAGUUUUGGGACUUGUUCAAGAAUUACUUUUAUCAACCGAUGAUUCAGGGUGAUCUGCGCAUUUGUCUCUACGGUCCAUGCAAGCCGGCUGCUGGUUUAAAAGGCAAAAAAGGAGUUCCCGUUCCUGAUGAAUAAUGUAUGGCGUCGAUUAUUAAUCAUAUUUGUCUUGUUUUAGGGUUGUAUACUUACAUUAUCUUUAAAUAUCGUCUGCUUAAGCGAGGAGCUUUCAGAGUUGUAAGUUCAUGUUGCAUGUGAAACAAAACAGAGUAAAUGACAAAGCGGGUGGACAGAGGUGUUGUUAACACUUAACUAGACUUCUCUAUGAGAUUUUCAAUAGAGUCCUAGUUAUAUUACCACACCAAAAGACAAGUACACUUACCAAUUCUUACAAACUUUCCUCCAAUUUAGUAUUCUUUUAUAAGGAUGCCAUUUUUUUGCACAAGAGAGUUAGGUUAUGUAUCGAGCGCCACUUUAAUCUGUUGUUCGAUUGAACAGUUCGACUUUAAUAUUGUAUAUUUUUCUUUUCAAUUUUUCAAUUGCUCGCACACUUUA